GUGUAGCAGCGCCUACGUGGGCGAGCGGUGCCAGCUGCCCAACCCCUGCCUCAGCUCCCCCUGCAAGAAUGCUGGUACCUGCACACCGGCGGUGCGUGGCAGCACCGUGGACUACACCUGCGCCUGUUCCCUGGGCUUCAGCAAAACCUGCCAGCAGGCCGACCCCUGCGCCUCCAACCCCUGCGCCAACGGGGGCCAAUGCGUCCCCUUCGAAGCCCACUACAUCUGCCGGUGCACCCCCAGCUUCCACGGGGCCAACUGCAAGCAAGAUGUCAAUGAGUGCAACAUCUCGCCUCCCGUCUGCAAGAACGGGGGGAGCUGCACUAAUGAGGUGGGCACCUACCAGUGCUCCUGCAAGCCAGCCUACACUGGACAGAACUGUGAGCACCUCUACGUCCCCUGCAACCCCUCGCCCUGCCAGAAUGGGGGGACGUGCCGCCAGAUCGGAGAUACCACCUACGACUGCACCUGCCUGCCAGGGUUCACAGGCCAGAACUGUGAGGAGAACAUCAAUGACUGCCCGGGCAACAACUGCAAGAAUGGGGGCACCUGUGUGGAUGGCGUCAACACCUACAACUGCCAAUGCCCGCCCGAGUGGACAGGUCAAUACUGCACUGAGGAUGUGGAUGAGUGCCAGCUGAUGCCCAACGCCUGCCAGAAUGGAGGCACUUGCCACAACAACCACGGCGGCUACAACUGCGGCUGUGUCAAUGGCUGGGGAGGAAACUUUGAUGCCGGUGCCAUGGCUGCCUGCUUCCCCGGGGCCCCCUGCCACGACCGGGUGGCCUCUUUCUACUGCGAGUGCCCCCAUGGCCGCACAGGUUUGCUGUGCCACCUCGACGAUGCCUGCAUCAGCAACCCCUGCAAUGAGGGCUCCAACUGCGACACCAACCCCGUCAACGGCAAAGCCAUCUGCACGUGUCCUUCGGGUUACAUGGGGCCGGCCUGCAACCAGGAUGUGGACGAGUGCUCACUGGGAGCCAACCCUUGCGAGCAUGCAGGGAAAUGCAUCAACACCCAGGGCUCCUUCCAGUGCCAGUGUCUGCAGGGCUACUCAGGCCCUCGCUGUGAGAUCGAUGUCAAUGAGUGCCUCUCCAACCCCUGCCAGAACGAUGCCACCUGCCUGGACCAGAUUGGGGAGUUCCAGUGCAUCUGCAUGCCCGGUUACGAGGGGGUUUAUUGCGAGAUCAACACGGACGAGUGCGCCAGCAGCCCCUGCCUGCACAACGGCAACUGUCUGGACAAGAUCAAUGAGUUCCACUGCGAGUGCCCCACUGGCUUCAACGGGCACCUGUGCCAGUUUGACAUCGAUGAGUGUGCCAGCACCCCUUGCAAGAACGGCGCCAAGUGUGUGGAUGGCCCCAACACCUACAGCUGCGAGUGCACUGAAG
Messenger RNA from Mesitornis unicolor (brown roatelo), 1391 nucleotides. RefSeq names its product neurogenic locus notch homolog protein 1-like. The record is from RefSeq and is a predicted model, not a curated record. Gene Ontology annotation, biological process: Notch signaling pathway. The annotation marks the transcript as partial. Gene Ontology annotation, molecular function: Notch binding; calcium ion binding. The transcript has 8 exons. Lineage: Eukaryota; Metazoa; Chordata; Aves; Mesitornithiformes; Mesitornithidae.